AUGGAUACCUCGGCACCUUUGCCUCCCGUCCCCCCGUCCCCGAACCGCAACCCAGCCCCACGGACCAUCCAGAUCGAGUUCCCUCAGCACAGCUCAAUGCUCCUGGAGGCCCUGAACCGGCACCGGCUGGAGGGGAAGUUCUGCGACGUGUCCCUCCUGGUGCAGGGCCGGGAGCUGAGGGCUCACAAAGCAGUGCUGGCUGCUGCCUCUCCUUACUUCCACGACAAACUUCUCCUGGGGGAUGCCCCGCGUCUCACCCUGCCCAGCGUCAUUGAAGCUGAUGCCUUCGAGGGGCUGCUCCAGCUCAUCUAUUCAGGGCGCCUGCGCCUGCCACUGGAUGCUCUCCCUGCCCACCUCCUCGUGGCCAGUGGCCUCCAGAUGUGGCAAGUAGUGGAUCAGUGCUCCGAGAUUCUUAGAGAAUUGGAAACCUCAGGUGGAGGAGUUGCAGCCCGGGGAGCCACCCCUUAUCACACACUUCUUUCCACUACCUCAUCAGCAGGAGGUUGGUGCAUUCGCUCUUCCUCUUUCCAGACUCCGGUGCCGUCUUCUGCUUCUACCCAGAACCCCGUUGGAGGGGAGGGGAGUGAACUGGGAGAGGUGUUACAGAUUCAAGUGGAGGAGGAGGAGGAAGAGGAAGAAGAUGAUGAAGACCAGGGGUCGGCAGCACUUUCUCAGACUCCGCAACCUGCCAGUGCCUCAGGGGUUCCCCACUCUCACGGGUCCCACUCACUGCCCAUAUCUGCUACGCCCCGCAGGCUUCCAGAGGAGGGGAGUGCACCACUUGAACCUCCUGCCCUUCCUUCUGCACCGCCCCCCAAAAUCUUCUACAUUAAGCAGGAACCCUUUGAGCCUAAGGAGGACAUAACCGGAAGUGGAACUCAGUCUGGAGGAGUAAGCGAGGAGACCACAGUGUUUCCUAGAGGAGUCACUGAAGGGAGCGGAGAGCUGGGGUUCUUGUCGCCCUCAGGAGUUGGGGCAACCUCUGGAGGAGGAGGUCCAUCCUGGAAACCAGUGGAUCUUCAUGGGAAUGAAAUCCUGUCGGGGGGUGGGGGGCCCGGGGGAGUGGGGCAGGCUGUUCAUGGGCCUGUGAAACUAGGGGGGACACCCCCUGCAGAUGGAAAAUGUUUUGGUUGCUUGUGCGGGAAGCGGUUUGCAGUGAAACCAAAGCGUGACCGGCACAUUAUGCUGACAUUCAGCCUCCGACCCUUUGGCUGUGGGAUCUGCAACAAGCGCUUCAAGCUGAAGCACCACCUGACAGAGCAUAUGAAGACCCAUGCGGGAGCCUUGCAUGCCUGUCCCCACUGCGGUCGUAGGUUCCGAGUCCAUGCCUGUUUCCUUCGUCACAGGGACCUGUGCAAGGGCCAGGGCUGGGCCACUGCUCACUGGACUUACAAGUGA
Pipistrellus nathusii (Nathusius's pipistrelle) is the source of this 1398-nucleotide messenger RNA. The record is from the annotation of a GenBank genome assembly. Lineage: Eukaryota; Metazoa; Chordata; Mammalia; Chiroptera; Vespertilionidae.